Triticum dicoccoides is the source of this 1101-nucleotide messenger RNA. RefSeq names its product phosphopantothenoylcysteine decarboxylase-like. The transcript is spliced from 3 exons. Gene Ontology annotation, molecular function: phosphopantothenoylcysteine decarboxylase activity; FMN binding. Gene Ontology annotation, biological process: coenzyme A biosynthetic process. Gene Ontology annotation, cellular component: phosphopantothenoylcysteine decarboxylase complex. The record is from RefSeq and is a predicted model, not a curated record. Lineage: Eukaryota; Viridiplantae; Streptophyta; Magnoliopsida; Poales; Poaceae. Bases 217 to 864 code for a protein of 215 amino acids.
CGACGCUCCACAGCGGCCAGCGCCUCCAGUCGCUCCCAAUUCCCUCCGCCCGCGGCGCGCCGCUCCGGGCAGCCUCGGUCGCUGCCGCCGCCGCCGCCUCCGCCUACCGCUGCCCGAAGACGCUCUCCGGCCCCUCCCGCCUCCGCCGCCGUCUUCAACCGCUUAUCUGCCAGCGCCCCUACCAAAUCGCCUCUCAGGGCGAUCCAAGUAAAGCAGAUGACUACAUCAGAACCGGUACAGGAAAGCUGGGAGCUGGAACCCAGCAGGCCUCGGGUCCUCCUUGCUGUUUCAGGGAGCGUAGCUGCUAUAAAAUUCGAGAGCCUCUGCCGUAUCUUCUCCGAGUGGGCAGAAGUCCGAGCUGUGGCCACCAAGUCAUCAUUGCACUUUGUUGAUAGAUCAUCUCUGCCUAGCGACGUCAUUCUUUACACCGAUGAUGAUGAGUGGUCUACCUGGACAAAGAUAGGAGACGAGGUUCUACACAUAGAGCUGCGAAAGUGGGCAGACAUCAUGGUGAUCGCCCCCUUAUCAGCAAACACCCUGGCCAAGAUCGCCAGCGGGUUAUGCGACAACCUCCUGACGUGCAUUGUCCGAGCAUGGGACUACAAGAAGCCGAUCUUCGCCGCGCCAGCCAUGAACACCUUCAUGUGGAACAACCCGUUCACGGCGCGCCACAUCGAGACGAUCAACCAACUCGGCAUUUCCCUGGUCCCGCCCACAACGAAGAGGCUGGCCUGCGGCGACUACGGAAACGGCGCGAUGGCUGAGCCCUCGCAGAUCCACACGACCGUGAGGCUCGCGUGCAAGUCGCAGACGUUCGGCAUGGGCAUUUCGCCUGUGAACCCUUCCAGCAGCCGCCCUGUCUAGCUGAUGCGAUGAUGGUCACUAUGUUCAGGUGUUUAUGUUUAGUACUUGAGUUUUCUGUGCCGCCCACAUCUGGGUGUUUAUCGGUGAUGUCUGUACUGACCCAACAUGUAGUACCUAUGGAUCGGCAUAUUUGUUACUGUAGUAGAUGUUAUUAGGGCAUAGAGACUGGGGAGAUGCUGGUUGUUCCAGCCAUAAUGUUAUGCUAUCUAUGGAUGAAUCUGCUUCCGUUCUGAUUUU